AAACCAUCUUCCCGCGGGCCGAGUUGUUUACACGCACAUGAAGCGGCGGGUUAGCGGUUCGGUUCUCUAAAAGUGGCGUUGUUUUUACAGUUUGAGUAGCUUCACAGGUCGUCAGCCAUGGGGAAGUCCUUUGCAAAUUUCAUGUGUAAGAAGGAUUUUCAUCCUGCGUCGAAAUCAAACAUCAAGAAGGUAUGGAUCGCAGAACAGAAACUAACCUUCGAGAAGAAGAAGCAAGAAGACCUGAUGCAGGCGUAUCUGAAAGAGCAGGACACUUACAACAACAGGCUGUUGAUGGGAGACGAUCGCGUUAAAAAUGGCCUCAACUUCAUGUAUGAGGCUCCACCUGGAGCAUCGAAAGAGGAAACCAAAGAGGAGGGAGAGGAAGAGUACAAAUUUGAGUGGCAGAAGGGGGCGCCUCGAGAAAAAUACGCUAAAGAUGACAUGAAUAUUAGAGAUCAGCCGUUUGGAAUCCAGGUGCGCAAUGUGAGGUGCAUCAAAUGUCAUAAAUGGGGCCACGUGAACACAGACAGAGAGUGUCCUCUGUUCGGACUGUCGGGUAUCAAUGCCAGCGCUGUGGCCUCCGAGGAAGCAGCAGGUCCGUCGAUGCACCCCUCCGAGUUAAUGGCGGAGAUGCGAAACAGUGGGUUUGCCCUGAAAAGAUGUGUCCUUGGUAGGAAUUCCACUGUUUGCGAUCCAUCGCAGGAUUACGUCGCCAGUGAAGAAGAAGAAGAUCCUGAAGUGGAGUUUCUGAAGUCACUGACCACCAAACAGAAACAGAAACUCCUCAGAAAACUCGAUCGGCUAGAAAAACAGAAGGCCAAGAAGAAGAAGAGCAAAAAGCAGAAGAAGAAGAAGAAAAGUAAAGGGAAACACAAGAAGAAGGCUGAAAGCAGUGAGAGCUCCAGCGACUCGUCCAGCAGCAGCGACAGUGACUCAGAUUCAGACAGUCGGAGCAAGUCCAAGAGCCAGAAGAGGAAGAAGAGAAGGGAUUCCUGUCGGGAUCACGGCUCCGAUAGAGAGCGGAGAGUCGGGAGUCAGAAAAAGGCCUCGUCUCACAGGAGCAGGUCGCCGAGCCCUCGGCGGCACAAAGAGGAGUCGGGAGAUUACAGACGAAGGAGCAGCCCCGGCAAGAAGGGCAUGCUGGACGGAGGUCAGGAGAGGAAGAGGCACAGCAGCAGGGACAGGAGCCGGAGCCGGAGCCGGAGCCGGAGCCGCCAGAGGGACGGCAGAGACGGACGUCACAGCAGAGACGGGGAGAGGAACAGAAGUGGCACCGACGGGAAGAGGAGCCGAACAGCAGAUGGGAGGAGUAGAAGCAGAGAGCGGAGGAAAGAGAGGGAGGGCAGGGGAAGAAGUGGGAGCAGAGAGGGAAGCAGAGACAGGACUAAAAGAAGGCACUGAUGUCUGGUUCCUCUAAGUAAACAGUAAAAAUAUGAUGCAUGUUUAUUGCAAUGGUAUUUUUUUUUUCUUUUUUGUGAAUCUGUUUAAAGGAAAAAAAAACCUCUAUUAGAGCAGCAAAUAGCAGAAAUUGUGUGUCGGUCUGGUUUUCAUCCAGCAGAGGGAAGCAAUCGACAGAAAAUGUGCAGAAGCAGCUCAGCUCGUUUGCAGGGUGAAGCGGUCAAAUUGAUUGAUUACAGCAGGAAUCACUUUGCAUCUGAUCUGGUGAUUGUGAAAAUAUUUUGCGCAAUUUUAUUCGUCAAAGAAAAUUCAGAGGGUCGCGGUGUUUUUCCACGGGUUAAAGCUUCUCUUCACACUUUAUUAUAAAGAGGAAAACCGGAUUUGUUUUGUUGAUAUUUUUCAGGUUUCUGGGACAUUCCUGAGUUUUAUUUUCUCACUUUAAAUCCAAACAUUGUUAAAUGUCGCUGUAUGAAAAUCAUGCCAUCACAGAUUCGGUGUAAAUAAAUGAUUCCGCUGACUGUU
Salarias fasciatus (jewelled blenny) is the source of this 1920-nucleotide messenger RNA. It is a transcript of the gene cirsr, whose product is annotated as corepressor of RBPJ and splicing regulator. Gene Ontology annotation, cellular component: nucleus. Gene Ontology annotation, biological process: negative regulation of DNA-templated transcription. Gene Ontology annotation, molecular function: transcription corepressor activity. The coding region runs from base 118 to 1401 and encodes 427 amino acids. The record is from RefSeq and is a predicted model, not a curated record. Lineage: Eukaryota; Metazoa; Chordata; Actinopteri; Blenniiformes; Blenniidae. The transcript is spliced from 10 exons.